AAAGAGAGAAGGAGAUGGUGGAAAUGAGACAGAAGUUGGACGUGGACAAAGACAGGGACAGCCGGGGAGACAGACGGAGAGGGGAGGAAGAGAAGGAGACGCGGCGCUGGCCGAGACAUGGACAUCCAGACGUGUAAACUGGGUUCUGAAAACGGUGCGGGACGUCCAGUUAAGGAGGCAAUAAAGCAGAGGACAUAAGGAGGAAGACAAGGGAGGAGAGAGGAUGCAGGAAGGAAUACUAAUAUGGCGUCUUUCAGUGUGGAGGAUGAAGUAUUCUGAGUCCACGAACAGAGGAUGAGACGGUGAAGAAACAGGGCAGAAAGUGAAAAGUUCCUUCAGGAUGCCUUUACCUGCUGUUCACUGGUGUCAAAGGCUAAAGGGGGAUAUCAAGGAGGAAAGACGGGUUGCCGGCCAGAAGAUGCUCUCACGACAGGAAGCAAAGUGAAAAAAUCUCCCUCCUGCUGCUCAGUCUGGACGGUUGUGGAUGCAGUUUCUGCAAAGAUGCGUUCUCCACGAUCACAGGAGGAAAGGGAUCAAUGAAGACUGGGAGUCUCUGUUGGCGUUACGAAGGAAUGACAAUCCUAAAGCAUUCUGCAAAAAAAGGAAACAACCCCAACAAACCCUUUUUUAACAUUCCAGUGUGGAAUCUCCAGCUCUUUUUGGUUAAUUAGCCACAGUCAUUUGAAUGAUCCUAAUUUUGAAGACAUGUCCUUGGAGAUGGUUGCUGGGAAUUUCUACUUAAAAGAAUGUGCUGUGAAAACUGAUUUCAAAGGAAGAGCAUACUUGCACCAAUAAAAGCUCUUCAGAGUUAUGCAUCAACAUCUAUAGGAAGCCUGUUCACCAAUGAUUUCUCUGGGAUUUUCUAUACCUUCCUACAAGAACUUCGCUAGAAGGCCUCUUUUUCACCUGAAACCUUUAUCAGAGAUCUGAUUAUCACCAGGAAUUUCUGAUGGGAGAGACGUAUCCACAGAUUUUCCCUUGAGGUAAACAUCUCCAGACCAGGAUCUCAGUAAAGAAGUAUACAUAUUUGAAAAAAAGAUUCUUCUUGCAGUGCUAGAAAGUGUGUGUAUGUCUUCUCUUCAAUAUAACAACUCUGUGACUGAGUUUUGCACCUCCACCAGGAAACCAUCCAGACUGCUUCUUGAAGUCUCGUGGGAAUAUCUGCAGUCCAAGUUAGAGAGCACUUGUUUUUCUGUAUGAUUUCUGAAUUUUUUACAUUUCCCCCAGCUUUCCUCAGUAACUAGAGACCUGAGAACAUCCAGCAUCCACUUGAUGAUACGUCUCUUUUUUUUAACCAGAAAAUGGUGUUUUUUUCAAAUGUACAAUCUCAAUUAUAGAGAUUAAGAGGGAUUCCUCAAUGUAUUUGUGAUUUAUAUUAGUUUCAAAUUGCUUUAUAAUUUGGUAAAAUACGUCCUCAAUUUGUGUUGAGCAUCUCCGACCAGGCCGCCAGCGGUUGCAGCAUGGGACUCAGCUGCUUUAAGUCUUGGAAAUAUGACAGCACAGGCCACAAAGGUAACAGAGAUGUGCUGGCCAGCCCAGGCUCCUAUUUCUUCCUGUCCAACAGUGCCGGUCAGGGUGACGAGUGGUUGAAGAGCCUCAACAAAGGAGUCUGGAUCCCUUUCACAGGGGUUUUCGGGCAACGUCUGGAGGAGACGGUGCUAUACGAGCGUCGGUAUGGGGUACGCCUGGUUCCUCUGGUGGUGGAGCAGUGCGUGACGUUCAUCCUCGAACACGGUCUGCAUGAGGUUGGCUUGUUUCGCCAGCCGGGCCGCGCCAGUCUGGUGAAGGAGCUCCAGGAGGCGUUUGAUUCAGGCGAAAGGCCAUCUUUUGACAGCGGCACAGACGUGCACACAGUGGCAUCGCUGCUGAAGCUCUACCUCAGGCAACUACCAGAACCUCUGGUUCCUUACAGCCAUUACCAGGACUUUCUGCUCUGCGGCAAGAAGCUGUUAAAUGACCGCUCAGUGGGUCUGGAGGAGUUAAGGCAUCUUCUUCACGAGUUACCCGUGGCGAACUUCAACCUGCUCAACUUUAUCUGCCGGUUUCUGAACGAGGUUCAGAGUUGCUCCAGCAGCAAUAAGAUGAACGUUCAGAACCUGGCGACCGUGUUUGGACCAAAUAUCCUUCGAGCUAAAGCUGAAGACCCACAAAGCAUCAUGGGAGGUACAAAACUGGUUCAGGUGCUCAUGUUGGAGCUGAUCAGGGAACACGAAUCUCUGUUCGCCAAGUUGCCUCCUUCUGUCUGCGCUCAUCCCUCUGGAAGCUCGCACCCAGCGGCGUUGAAGCAACCUCAUCUCCAGCCACUGCCCUGCCUUCGUCAGCUGUCUUUGCCUCUCAUCGCGGACCGCUCCGAGGAGUCAGGACAGCCUGCCGCACAUGCAGACCACCCCAGUUGUAUCUUCUCUGCUGCCAGUAAAUCAGACGUGCUCUCUGGUCAGAAGAGACGCCUUGGCCAUCGCUACACCUCCUCCCACCCGGAGAACUGCUUCUACCCCUUGCCUUCCUCUAGUGACUCCAUUGACCACUGCUCUGGUGGGCAAACGGGAGAUCGUUACAAGUACCAUGCUGACCAGGGGCCAUCUUCUGCCGAUGCUCAAGCCACGACAACCAACCCCCAACUGCAGGCCGAAAGCUCAAAGCGGGGAGCGAUCAUGGGACGGGGCAAAGGAUGGCGACAUCAAGAGGAGGCCACCACGGCUUACUGGAGCUGCAGCGGAGGAGAGGAUGAGGUUCCUGAAGCAGCCAGCGGGGGCAGCAGUCAGGUACAGGAGGACAGUACGCCCUCUGCCUACGACAACCUGGAAAAAGCCUCUCUGUCUCACACGGUGGAGGAUGUUCCUACGGAGAACUUUGAUUCCGAUUCUCCGAGAGCAAAUGUUGGAAUGUGCGGCACAGACGAAGCUCAGAAGGAACUGGGGAACGCAGGAGACUCCUCUUCCUCGUGGUCUUCCUGUGAAGUUCUACCGUUGGACGAGAACAACGAUGAUCUGGGGGCGGCCAGUCCUGAUGUCCCACCGACGAGAUCCAACAUGCUGCCCUUGAGUCAGAAAGCAGAGACGGGAAUCUGUGAUAAAGACGACCGUAAAGACAGUGGAGGUGGCGGCACCCGUGAGAUGCAUCAUCCGAGCUCCUGGGCUUCCUGUUCUGUCAUCAGCAUCAGCCCUGUCAGCACAGGGAGUUCAGAGGUCUUCCUCCCCUCUGGGCCUCCGGAUCUCCAGCUUCGUGAGCCUCACUUAGAGCUGGAGGACACUCAUUCAGUGGUGGCCAAGCUGAGGCAGCAGAUGGCCCAGCAGAAGGCAGAGUACCAAAGCAGGAUUGAGAGGUUGGAGCGCUGCAAUGACGUCCUCGAACGACAGGUUGCCGUUCUGCGGUUCAGCCUGGAGCAGCAGAGGCGAAGCCAGAGCGUGGCCGAGAUCAAGAUCCGGAACAUGGAGAGAGCCAAAGCAGACGCGGAUCGCCGGAACACCACCCUGCAGCGAGAGAUGGAGCUGUUCUUCAGGACGCACGGAGAAACCCGGAGGAGAGGAGGAGACCCGGGCAGGAGGGGAGGAGGAAGCAUCUGAAGACUGCCUGACACACUGAGGGAGAAGACUGGAGCUUUGUCAUGAGCAGACGGAUAAUUAAAAAAAAUUAAAUAAGUUGUUGGAUAAUGUGAUUUAGAGUUCACUCUACAGAAAUAAGAACCUUGAAUCAUUCAUGGUUCAAAUUCUCAGUUUAGAUCUCAUGAGUUUUUUUUUUUUUCCCUAUUCGCCUUUAAAUGUCAAACUAAUUCUGAGGCUACUUGCCUUCCUGGACAACCCAGUCCCCACACUGAGGCCUGCUGUGAUGUAAUGUCACAGACUAACAGGUCUGGUACUGAGUCUCAUGUUGCGUUCCAUUUACAGUCGGAACUCGGAAAUCCCGGCGUCCGUUCAGAAUAAAAAUGCUAAACUAGGGCUGGACGAUAUAGAAA
This is a messenger RNA of Fundulus heteroclitus (mummichog), 3952 nucleotides long. RefSeq names its product rho GTPase-activating protein 22. The transcript has 9 exons. The record is from RefSeq and is a predicted model, not a curated record. Gene Ontology annotation, biological process: activation of GTPase activity; negative regulation of ruffle assembly; signal transduction. Lineage: Eukaryota; Metazoa; Chordata; Actinopteri; Cyprinodontiformes; Fundulidae. Gene Ontology annotation, cellular component: focal adhesion. Gene Ontology annotation, molecular function: GTPase activator activity. The coding region runs from base 1461 to 3563 and encodes 700 amino acids.